AUGGCAACGGAACACGAUUUCAAAAUAAUUUUCAAUUCCGACCUGCCGUUACACUUGCAUCCAGGCUUUCCAAAUUACAAGGUGUGUACAUUUCGCGCAAGGACAAUCAUCGAUGAUGAUGAUGAUGAUGAUGAUGAUGAUGAUGAUGAUGAUGAUGAUGAUGAUGAUGAUGAUGAUGAUGAUGAUGAUGAUGAUGAUGAUGAUGAUGAUGAUGAUGAUGAUGAUGAUGAUGAUGAUGAUGAUGAUGAUGAUGAUGAUGAUGAUUUCCCAUGCGAGACUUCGUAG
This is a messenger RNA of Spirometra erinaceieuropaei, 285 nucleotides long. The record is from the annotation of a GenBank genome assembly. Lineage: Eukaryota; Metazoa; Platyhelminthes; Cestoda; Diphyllobothriidea; Diphyllobothriidae.